Agrilus planipennis (emerald ash borer) is the source of this 1881-nucleotide messenger RNA. RefSeq lists its product as uncharacterized. The record is from RefSeq and is a predicted model, not a curated record. The transcript has 2 exons. The coding region runs from base 65 to 1843 and encodes 592 amino acids. NCBI's taxonomy places the organism in Eukaryota, Metazoa, Arthropoda, Insecta, Coleoptera, Buprestidae.
UCAAAAUGACAAAUUGGAAGAUGGCGUGAAUCAAACAUAAAUUUUAGUGACCUUGGACUAUAUUAUGCCAAUUAUUUCACGAUCUGGAUAUAACUCGACCCUUCCUAAAUACAAUCGUUUCUUAGAAGACAAUUACCAAAGAGGAUCGCCAAAAUCGGAAAAAAAGAAACUGAAAAAGGACUCAUCGACUGAAAAGAAAAGGAAACACAAGAAAAAAAGAGAAAACUACACUUGGAAUGACGGGCAAACUUCAUACGUUAGCACUGAUUGUGAGGAAGAAACCGAUCGCGAAGAAGACCAAGAAAUUUCUCAAUCAAACGACCAAAUAAAAUUGAUCUUCGAUAACAAUACCUCCGAUACGUUCGACAUUCCGGAUUGCGAGUCUUCCAGUAAAGACAUCUGCGAUAAAUGUCACAAACCCAUACGACCGCCGAUUCUUCAACAACCCCGUGAUGACGAUGAAGAAGAGGAGUCACAUUCUGAAAUAUUUGCUCUUGCAACUGCAACUCAAGAUUCAAAUAUAUCAGCAGCAUCAAUCAACUGCAACGAAGAACCGAAUGACAGAAAUUCCGGUAUUCAAACCAGCAGCUUGCUUAGGUUGUUUACAGACAAACUAUCGUCAGUGGCGUCCCACUUUGGAGUGGAAGGUUCUCUAACGAUCCAUAAACCACAACAGAAACAAGCACAAUGUGGAGUCAGUUUUUUUAACGAACCCCAUGGCAAAUGUGUAUGCAAAAACCCUAAGUGCCAACAAAUAGAUCGUGAUGACAAACAGGAAAGCUUCACAUGUACCAAAUGCGGACAGCGUAGAAAAUCUACCAUCAACUACAGAGAAGAUGUUAACACGAAGGAAAUUUCUUCUAAUACUACCAUCGAGUCCCAAAAUGGAUCUCGAGUCGACUUCCAAUCCCAAACCAGUUCAAGAAGAACAGCUCAAAGUGCACCGAUGAGUGAUGAUAGAGGAAAAGAUGGUCUAUUUAAAGAAGAUUAUUAUACAAAAUCGUCUGUUUCUUUUGAUCCAGACGUUACAUCACAAGAAGUGAACAAUUGCAAAAGUUCUCUUACAAAUGUCCAAACUUACAGUCCUCCAAAGUUCGACCGAGAAUCCUUAUACUAUAAAAACGAUAGACGUCCAGCGUCCGAAGAUUGCGACGAAGACGAAUAUGCCGAGAAUGUAGCAACAAAUAGAAAAAGAUGCAAAAAUAAAUACAAUAACAACAAUGACAAUUCCGAGAGUGACCAAAGCAUUUCUCGAAAUUGUUGCAGACGUCGUAAGGCAGUCGAUAAUUGUGGUUCAACUGGAAGAGUCAGGAGGAAGGGAUCUCAAUCUCGAAGUACUAGUAAAAACAAGAGAGAUCAGCCUACUUCUGUACCAAAAAGCAGAGAUGAAUGCACAAACGAAAUUAUUUUAGGAAAUUGUAAAGUAAGUGCUAACAGAAACUGUGACGAAAUGUUUCCACAAUCUCCUCUAGAAAUGAAAGGAUACGGCAAAGAGGAUUAUUAUUAUAAAACAGUGCCUUUUAAAGAACGAUUUAAACAUUGUAUGCCGAAAUUCAAUUCGACCUUUAAACGAUGUAAAACAAAAAGCGGCAACAGAAACAAAUGGGAGACAAAAACAACUACAGCAAUGGCCCAUGAUUCCCCCAUGGAAUGGAGAGACGUGAAUGAUGAUGAAGUCAGAUCAAGGCAAGGGAAAUCAAAAAAGAGAGCGGAAUGUGAAACCGAACACCAACAAUGUUCUAGUAGUAACACAAAAAGAAAAAUGAAAAAAAUUGAAAAGAAAAGUUCAAAAGAAUCUGUUUCUUCUAAACGAUCAGGAUCAUGUAGUAAAUGGCGUCGUUGAAAUUUUCUGACUCAAAUAAAGCUCUUUUCGACUGCGUA